Messenger RNA from Girardinichthys multiradiatus, 1813 nucleotides. RefSeq names its product Ras association domain family member 10b (gene rassf10b). Lineage: Eukaryota; Metazoa; Chordata; Actinopteri; Cyprinodontiformes; Goodeidae. The transcript has a single exon. The coding region runs from base 241 to 1566 and encodes 441 amino acids. Gene Ontology annotation, biological process: signal transduction. The record is from RefSeq and is a predicted model, not a curated record.
AUCCCAGCAGAAACAGUCAGCACGCUUAAACACCCACUAAGCGUUUCCCUGAAUGGGCCUGGAGAACACACACAGGAGAACGUGUGGAGCUUCCAGCUUCCAGCUCCCUCAGACUUCUCCGAUCCGUCUGGAGGCGUUGCGUCAACGGACCCUGAUGCGUCCUUUCCAUUAAAUCCACGUCAGGAAUGCUUUUUUUCCCUCUUAAUUUUUCUUUAAGAAAACAGCUUGACGUAAUCAACUAUGGGGUCUGCCUCAGAUUCUGAGGUGAGAAAGAUAUCUGUGUGGGUCUGCCGAGAAGAGAAGCUGGUUCUCGGCUUGUCAAAGCGCAACACCUGCGCUGAUAUUGUGAAAGUGCUCCUGGAUGAGCAGUGCGCACAGCCCGGCCUUUCCACGGCGCAGUCUUACUGCAUCGUGGAGAAAUGGAGGGGCUUCGAGAGAAUUUUGCCAAACAAAACAAAGAUUUUAAAGCUGUGGUUCGCCUGGGGAGAUGAACAGAAAAACGUGAAGUUUGUCCUGGUAAAAACAGACGCCUCUUUGGAGAACCGCAGGGCCCGGAGCGCAGAGGCGCGUGUGGUGCCGAGCAAACAGAGCCCCCGCGUCACCACAGGGUCUCCGAGAUCUAACAUGGGCUGUAUCUCACCAGAUAAACAGCGUCGGAUUGUUAGGAAAGCUUUCAGAAAGUUGGAGAAGAUUAACAGAAAGAAGACGCGGGCAGCGCACAGAGACGCGUCCUGUGCAGAGAAGAUGGAGACUUUGGUUCAUCUUGUUGUGUCUCAGGACCACACAAUCCGCCAGCAGGUUCAGAGGAUUACAGAGCUGGACGCAGAGAUCGAAAGGUGUGAGGCAACGGUGCAUCUUGACAGAGUUAAACGACACGGGGUCAAUUACGUGCAGAACACGUAUCUGGUGGACGCAGCUUCGGUCUCAGCGCAGGAAGCAACGGAACUUUACCCAAAAGAAACUUUUGCCAAACUUGAGGAGUAUGUUCGUCAGUGCGAGCAGGUGCUGAAGCUGCAAGAAGAGCUCUGGGGGCAGGAGGCUCUCAUAGAUAUGACCACAGCUCACAUUGAAGAGGAGUUGAACCUCCGCUGGAUGCAGCGCAGGAAAGACGAGUUGCGCACCAAACGUUAUCCAUCCAGCUCCUCCUGCUCCCAGGCAGACUCUGCAUCACAAAGCGAACAAUUUAUAGAGAAAGAGAGGAUCAAAACGCAGCUGGAUGCAAGUUUGUACAUCGGUCUGCGACUCAACGCGGAUUUAGAGGCUAUUAGGGGCGAUUUAGAGCUGUCCCAGCAGAUUGGGGCUGCCAGAGAGAAGGAAAUGAGGGAUUUGCUGGACAAAGUAAAAAGUUUAGACAUGGAGGCGGGCGACGCCGAUGAAGAAACUAGCUACGGGACAGACAACAAGGAGACCAUGACUGAAACUUUGAAUGGGGCAAGCGAGUGGGUGGAGCAAGCCAGAGGGCUGUCUAAAACUGAGAGUGUGAACGAUGACGACUCAGAUACGGGCUUAAGUUCUCUGCACAGUCAGGACUCAGAUGGCCUCCCUGUGUGGGAAUCACUGGUUUGAGAUUUUACAAGAAAUGUGGCUUAAAGACACAUGGUGUUCACAGUCCCGGGUAAAAAUAUCACUAGGGCUAUUUUUUUUAUAGAAGUCAGAUAUAUGUGAAUAUGAUGAUAAAAUAUGUGUGAAAUCACAACAGUCCUCAUAGCUCAAAAUUCCAUUAUUAAUGUUUAGUUUUAGUUGUAGAUAUAACUGAAAGAAUAAAGCUGUUGUUUUGAUAUGAAAAUUAAAAACUGGUUAUCAAGCUUAAAAA